This is a messenger RNA of Cinara cedri, 1785 nucleotides long. The record is from the annotation of a GenBank genome assembly. Lineage: Eukaryota; Metazoa; Arthropoda; Insecta; Hemiptera; Aphididae.
AUGGGAAAACAGAACAGCAAGUUAAAGCCCGAGGUCUUAGAGGACCUGAGACAGAACACCGAAUUCUCCGGUAAAAUCUUACUGAUAAUUAUAAAUCGUAUAUACAACGACCGUAUAUGACCAAACAGGUACUGACCUUUCAUUAAUUUCAGACGCUGAGAUUCAAGAAUGGUAUAAAGGUUUCCUGAAGGACUGUCCGGGCGGUCAUUUGAGCGUCGAGGAGUUCAAGAAAAUCUACGGAAACUUCUUUCCCUACGGUGACGCGUCCAAAGUAUAGCUUACCUACCUGAUAAUCAUAUAUAUAUAUAUAUAAUAAAAUAUGAUUGCAAAUAAUCAACUCGAACGUUAUUAUAUAGUUUGCAGAGCACGUGUUCCGGACGUUCGACGCCAACAGUGACGGUACGAUUGACUUUAGGGAAUUUCUGUGCGCUCUGUCAGUGACGUCGCGCGGUAAAUUGGAACAGAAAUUAAAAUGGGCUUUCAGCAUGUACGACCUGGACGGCAACGGAUUCAUCUCCCGGCAAGAAAUGUUGGAAAUCGUAACGGUAAACAUUUAUUAAUCGAUGGUGUAAUAAUUUUACAUUCUGAGUAUAGUGGGAAAUCUGCUAUUAGUUUUACGUAAAUAACACUAAAAGUCUAAGACACGUGACCAUGGAUAUUAAAUUCACGUGUACACAAACUCCGUGUUCACGUAUGUAUUAAUUUACGUUUAAAUCUAGACCUCUAGUUUUACUAAUAAUCCAUGCGAUGUUUUUUCUCUUUUGUGGACAACUAUUCGGCUAGAAAUCUUGUUCCGCACUCAUCGACCAAGGGAGAGAUUUAUGGUGCAUUGGGAAGAUCAUAUUUCGGAGUGGUCAAACUCGUAAAAUCCGUGGAAAUUUCGGGUACUUUAUUUAUACGGGGUCUUCAAAGUUUCAUGAUACAGUCAAAUUUUCCUGAAAUGCAUAUUUUGUCAAAAACGAACUAUGAAUGUAUAUUCAGUGGAUUCCGUUUAAUGUGAUCACCGGUUAUUGUGAGCAGCCGCCUAAUAUUGGCAUAAUGGUCUAGUCCCGAUUCUAAUGUAUGACGAUAUUCAUUUCGGUUAAAUGGCAGUUGCCCAUAGCUGCUCCUGACGUGCCCACAUUAACCGGAAUCUACUGUAUUCUAAAAUGUUACAAUAUCUUUAUUUUGCUCACCCUUGUUUUUGUGGAUGAAACUACUACCUAUUUUUGAUUUUUAAAUAACAACCUAUAUUGCACCUGUGGCACUACAGAGUAUAUGUGGUUGGCGCACAAGUUAACCCGUCAUAUUUCAAUAUCAUAUUUCGUCCUUAUCUAAUGCUACUUUCUUCCAUUUCACUUUUGUGUUUCGUUUUCCUUCAGCUUUCUUCAUCCUAUCUUCCCAUCUUAUAUCUGCCUUCAAGCAGUAUUUUCCUUUGUGAUGCAUUUCCUAAUACCGCUUUCAAUACCAAUUCCUCUUUAUGCUACAUAUGUCCUGCUCACUCGAGUCUCUUCAUAAUAAUAAUAUCUUCUACAAUGUGUUUUUUUUUUUUUGAUAAGCUAUAUUUUAUAUUUUAAAUAAAUCAAUUUUAUGUCAAAUUAUAUUGUGCAGGCUAUUUAUAAGAUGGUCGGUACCGUGAUGAAAAUGCCGGAGGACGAAUCGACGCCGGAGAAAAGGACGGACAAGAUAUUCAGACAGAUGGACAAGAACAACGACGGCCGUCUGUCAUUGGAAGAGUUCAUCGAAGGUGCCAAAAGCGAUCCGUCCAUUGUUCGGUUGUUACAGUGUAAUCACGCUGUGCAGUAA